UAGUUUUUGGGGCUUUGUACAUUUCUUCUUCUUCACUGUGAAAUAGUUGGCUGAAGAGAGAGGAAGGGAGGGGAAUAUGGCGUUGUCUAUGAUGAAAUGUGUAGCAAAAUCAGCAGCAUCUAAUGAUCAAACUCACAGUUAUGUUUUGAAGUUGUUGGCGUCACGAAUCACUCGCCGUUCAUUUGCUGCUGCCAAGGCUGCUUCUGCUUCAGAUGAGAGAAUGUCCUUCACCAGGUCAGAACACGACAUCCCAGACGACGCCGUCCCAACUUCCGGAAUAAGUCGUCCGCUUUUUGAUAUCCUCAAAGAACUCAACAAGAAAGUUCCCGACUCUCUCGUCAGAGUUCGCUCCGAACCUGAUGGUUUCCCCAUCAAAUACAUUCCCUGGCAUAUUGUGAAUCGAAUUAUGAACUUACAUGCUCCAGAAUGGUCUGGUGAGGUCCGAAGCAUCACUUAUUCUGCUGAUGGCAAUUCUGUUUCUGUUGUUUAUCGCGUAACUCUCUAUGGCACUGAUGCAGAGAUGUAUCGGGAGUCAACAGGGACUGCACCACUAAAUGUGGAAGGCUAUGGAGAUCCUGUGCAGAAGGCAGAAGCAAUGGCAUUUCGUCGGGCUUGUGCUCGUUUUGGUCUGGGGCUUCAUCUCUAUCACGAGGAUAUGUUGUAGUAAGACAAUGGACUUGUGCAAAGCAGGCUCAGGUAGGAAGGUGAUGCAUGGAUCCGAAGUCCUCAGCUCAUUUCCUUUUUGUUGUUGGGGUAGGUCAUAUGAAGAUGAUAUAUUUUAAUGGAAACAAAAAGACUUCAAUGUAACUCUGAUUGAUGCAUCAGUUACUGAAUUUUUAUGGCGGUAGAAUGUUGGGGAAUUGUUGGCCUAAUUAGCUGUUCUGUUUGUUUCAGAAAUCUUAUUAUUAUUAUUAUUAUUAUUUUUACUCAGUUAGAAAC
Molecule: messenger RNA, 939 nt
Organism: Cornus florida
Lineage: Eukaryota; Viridiplantae; Streptophyta; Magnoliopsida; Cornales; Cornaceae
Product: DNA repair RAD52-like protein 1, mitochondrial
Exons: 4
Coding region: 77-664 (195 amino acids)
Biological process (GO): double-strand break repair via homologous recombination
Molecular function (GO): DNA binding
Source: RefSeq, a predicted model, not a curated record